ACAAUUGGUCCGGGGAGGAGUUUGGCUUCCGUGCCUCCUUUUACUUCUGGCUUUGGGAGUGGGGACUGAAGCUGAAGCUGUGGGCGCAGCUCUUGAAUUACUCACCCUCUCCUCUUCUUUUUGCAGGUGGUUUGCAGGGAACAUUUCAACCCCACCGAGAAUUUUGGCCGGACUUAAACUCAACUUCCAUAUAGGAUGCCUGUUGAGCCUUCCCAGAUGGAGAAGGAAACCAGGGUUUCCGCUCAUCUCUCUAGCAGCAAGCUGGAGAAUGUGAACCUAGAGUCAUCAGCUAACUGUGAGAACUGUGAGAAGGAUCGAAAGUGGAUCCGGCCUGACAUCCCUAGCAAGUGUACUUGGCAGCUAGGCAAACCUAUCUCAGAAUCUCCUCAUCAUCAUGUCUCCUUGUCAAAGACACCCAAAGUCAUUCCUGAUAUUUUGAAGAAAAUUGGGGACACACCUAUGGUCAGAAUCAAUAAGAUUGGGAAGAACUUUGGACUGAAAUGUGAACUUUUGGCAAAGUGUGAAUUCUUCAAUGCAGGAGGGAGUGUGAAGGAUCGAAUCAGCUUGAGAAUGGUAGAGGAUGCUGAAAGAGCAGGCGUUUUGAAACCUGGAGAUACAAUCAUUGAGCCAACUUCUGGAAAUACUGGAAUUGGCCUGGCUCUGGCUGCAGCAGUAAAAGGGUAUCGUUGCAUCAUUGUGAUGCCAGAGAAAAUGAGUAUGGAAAAGGUGGAUGUCCUGAGAGCACUAGGAGCUGAAAUUGUGAGAACUCCAACAAAUGCCAGGUUUGAUUCCCCUGAGUCUCAUGUAGGGGUGGCAUGGCGACUGAAAAAUGAAAUUCCCAAUUCUCACAUUUUGGACCAGUACCGAAAUGCCAGUAAUCCACUCGCUCACUAUGACAGCACAGCUGAAGAGAUCUUGCAGCAGUGUGAUGGGAAAUUAGAUAUGUUGGUAGCUUCUGCUGGCACAGGGGGCACAAUUACAGGUAUUGCCAGGAAGCUGAAGGAGAAAUGCCCAGGAUGCAAAAUCAUUGGUGUUGAUCCAGAAGGAUCUAUCCUUGCUGAGCCAGAAGAACUGAACCAGACUGACAGAACAGCCUAUGAAGUCGAGGGCAUUGGGUAUGAUUUCAUCCCCACAGUACUAGACAGGAAGAUGGUGGAUAAAUGGUACAAGAGCAGUGAUGAGGAGUCCUUUGCUUUUGCUCGAAUGUUAAUUGCCCAAGAAGGAUUACUCUGUGGUGGUAGCUCUGGCAGCACGAUCUCCGUUGCAGUAAAGGCUGCCAAGGAGCUGAAGGAGGGUGAGCGCUGUGUGGUCAUUUUGCCUGAUUCUGUGAGGAAUUACAUGUCGAAAUUUCUGAGUGACAAAUGGAUGCUUCAGAAGGGAUUUAUGAAGGAAGAAGAUAUCACGAUUGCUAAACCAUGGUGGUGGCACCUCAGGAUCCAAGAAUUAAGCCUCUCUGCACCUUUGACUGUCUUGCCAACUGUCACCUGUGAACGAACUAUUGAAAUCCUUCGAGAGAAGGGUUUCGACCAGGUACCAGUUGUGGAUGAAUCUGGUUUGAUAUUGGGAAUGGUCACUCUUGGUAAUAUGCUUUCAUCCUUGCUUGCCGGAAAGGUUCAGCCUUCAGACCAAGUCAGCAAAGUCAUCUAUAAGCAGUUUCGUCAGAUUCAUCUGACAGACACCUUGGGGAUGCUCUCCCACAUCUUAGAGACUGACCAUUUUGCUCUAGUGGUUCAUGAACAGAUUCAGUCACAGGACCAGUCCUUGUCAGAAAUAGUGGGAGGGAGUUCAGAUCGCAGCAAUGGCAACUCCAGUCAAAGGCAGAUGGUGUUUGGUGUUGUCACUGCCAUUGAUCUGCUGAAUUUUGUGGCUGCCCGAGAAAGAGAACGGAAGACAAAUUAAUCUCGGCUAUGACUACAAAGAGAUGCCACUAAAGGAAAACUGCAAAGCCAUCUUAUUUCUUCUCUUUUUAUACUAAUUUGGCAUGUCCUUAUCAUUUGAGUUUCUACUAUUGGUACUUUUUUUUUAACAUUAAGGGAUAGACUUGCUGUGGAAACACAGUGAGCAUUGCUUUAAUAUUUUGCCAAUAAAUAAAUAAAAUAGUAUUUUGAGUGGCAUCUGACCUAGUAAAGAAGCAUUAACCUUA
This is a messenger RNA of Phascolarctos cinereus (koala), 2143 nucleotides long. It is a transcript of the gene CBS, whose product is annotated as cystathionine beta-synthase. NCBI's taxonomy places the organism in Eukaryota, Metazoa, Chordata, Mammalia, Diprotodontia, Phascolarctidae. Gene Ontology annotation, cellular component: cytoplasm. The record is from RefSeq and is a predicted model, not a curated record. Gene Ontology annotation, molecular function: cystathionine beta-synthase activity.